Thermothelomyces thermophilus ATCC 42464 is the source of this 858-nucleotide messenger RNA. RefSeq lists its product as uncharacterized. The transcript has a single exon. The coding region runs from base 1 to 858 and encodes 285 amino acids. The record is from RefSeq and is a predicted model, not a curated record. Gene Ontology annotation, molecular function: oxidoreductase activity. Lineage: Eukaryota; Fungi; Ascomycota; Sordariomycetes; Sordariales; Chaetomiaceae.
AUGCACGAGAGUUUACCGGUCAGCAACACUUCGCAAACACCACAGAAACACGAUGUCACCACGACCCUCAAUUAUUGGGAUGACCCAGGGGACGGUUCUCGUCCAACUCCUAUUCACAUCGGCCGAGACCGAGUGACGAACAAGCGCCCACACCGCGCCCACGAAUUCGUCGUGAGGGACAUCACUGGUGACGAAGAAAAAUAUCUGCUCGAUACGCACGGAUUCCAAUACUGCCGGCAUGAGAGCAGCGAGAAGGACUUCACCGACGAGGAGGCCAUCCGGACUGUGUACUACGAAGAAUGUCGAAAGCUGCUGAAGGAUAUCACCGGUGCGAGGCGAAUCCACAUCUUCAACCACAAGGUCCGCAGGGGCCCGACGCAGUGGCACCAUCUGGGCUUGAAUGGCAAAAACCUCGCGAAUCGAGGGCCAGUUACCAGGACACACGUAGACCAGUCAUACCUGGGGGCAGAGCUGAGGCUACGAUGGGAGUUCCCCGAGGAGGCCGAUGAAUUGCUUAAACGCAGGUACCAGAUCAUCAACAUCUGGCGGCCAAUCGAGACCAUCCUCAAAGACCCUAUCGCUGUAGCCGAUGCGAACUCGGUUCCGGACUCGGACCUGGUCGGCGCCGAGAUGAUAGAGGAGGACUUCAGGGGCGAGUCCUGGGUCGUUCGACACAACCCCAAUCAUCGGUGGCAUUUCAAGUUCCGGAUGACGCCCCAAGACGUACUCCUCAUUAAGUGCUUUGACUCGGAGACGUCCUUGGCACGUCGGGCGCUGCACUCGGCUUUCGAGGAUCCGGCCUAUCGUGACGAGGUUCCUCGGCAGAGCAUUGAAGUUAGAUGCUUGGUAUUUUACUAG